Rotaria sordida is the source of this 1083-nucleotide messenger RNA. The record is from the annotation of a GenBank genome assembly. Lineage: Eukaryota; Metazoa; Rotifera; Eurotatoria; Philodinida; Philodinidae.
AUGGAUAUUGAUUACGCUAGUGAUGAUGAUGAGGAGGAGGAGGAAGAAAACUCGACUACCCAAAGUCGUUCCUUUCACGAUCGAUCAUCAUAUUCAAGAAGACAUUCAUUCAAGAAGAGACUUGCUACUACUAAUACGGGUAGUAAUACUCAAACGAUUACUCUUCAAAACUGGGAUCCACAAACACCAUACAUGAACAAAAUUAAGUCAACAUCAUAUUUUUUCUUACAAGCUCGUUCUUCAAAUUCAAAACAAUCAUUAAUUGAUGUAUUUAAUCAACAUUAUGCGCAGUCAAAUUAUAAUAUUUCAAAUGAAUAUCAAUAUUUUGGUUUACGUAUUCUUACAUAUGCUUUAGAAUUAGAAUUGGAAUCAGUACAAUUAUUACGAACCGUUGCUUAUAAACUUGUUGAAUUUGAUCUUUACAAUUUAGCUGAGAAUAUUUUUCGACCUAUUGUAAAUUUGAGAUCGGACGAGCCACAAUCAUUUCGAGAUCUAGCAUUAUUAUUACAAGAAUCUAAUUCUGAAACAAAGAACCUUAUAGAAAUAUCAGAUCUAUUUAAGAAAGUUAUAUUUGGUGAAUGGGAUAAUUGUUAUUCAGAAAUUGAAGUUACCACAUUGCAUGAAUUGAAUUGUUUCAUAUUUCAAUUUCAUCAACAACAACAAAUAUUGAAUUCGAUUGAUAAUCGUCUUAUUCGUCAUUUACCUGUCGACUUAAGAAUUGUUAUGGAUUGGGAUACAAAUGAUACAGAUGUUGAUUUACAUGUCAUCGAACCGACAGGUGAAGAAUGUUAUUAUUCUCAUAAAAAUACAGCUAUUGGUGGUAUGAUAAGUCGUAAUUUUACACAAGGGUAUGGACCGGAAGAAUAUCUUGUUCGAAAGACAGUCAAAGGUACAUAUAUAGUUCGAGCAAAAUAUUUUGCUAAUCAUCAACAAAGUCUAACUGGUGCAACGACAAUCAUGGUACAUAUUUAUAAAUAUUAUGGACAAUCAAAUCAACAAAAAGAAAUUGUUACAUUACGAUUGAGUAGUAAUCAGGAAAUGAUCGAUGUAUGCAAAGUGAAUUUCAAUGAUGAUAUUCAAUAA